This is a messenger RNA of Alligator sinensis (Chinese alligator), 3192 nucleotides long. It is a transcript of the gene SEMA5B, whose product is annotated as semaphorin 5B. The record is from RefSeq and is a predicted model, not a curated record. The transcript has 18 exons. Gene Ontology annotation, biological process: negative regulation of axon extension involved in axon guidance; semaphorin-plexin signaling pathway; axon extension. The annotation marks the transcript as partial. NCBI's taxonomy places the organism in Eukaryota, Metazoa, Chordata, Crocodylia, Alligatoridae. Gene Ontology annotation, molecular function: chemorepellent activity; semaphorin receptor binding.
UUCACGAUCUUAUCAUGUGACUUGUGCAUUUUGGUUUCCCAGGCAACAGAAUGGGGCUCAGAUGAAGACACCAGGAGGUCCUGUCAGAGUAAAGGAAAAACCGAGGAGGAAUGUCAGAACUACGUGAGGGUGCUGAUCGUCUAUGGCAAGAAGGUUUUCACCUGUGGUACCAAUGCUUUCUCACCGUUGUGUUCCAGUAGACAGGUAGGAAACCUUAGCAAGAUCAUUGACAAAAUCAACGGCGUGGCACGAUGCCCGUACGACCCUCGGCACAACUCGACGGCCGUGAUCACGUCUCGAGGAGAGCUCUACGCCGCAACCGUCAUCGAUUUCUCUGGACGGGACCCUGCUAUUUACCGCAGCCUCGGAAACGUGCCCCCGCUCAGGACAGCCCAGUACAACUCCAAGUGGCUAAAUGAGCCCAAUUUCAUUGCUGCCUACGACAUUGGGUUAUUCACCUACUUCUUUUUCCGUGAGAACGCGGUUGAGCACGACUGUGGGAAAACCGUCUAUUCCCGCGUGGCAAGAGUUUGCAAAAAUGAUAUUGGGGGGAGGUUUUUGCUGGAGGACACAUGGACAACUUUUAUGAAGGCCCGGCUGAACUGCUCCCGCUCCGGAGAGAUACCUUUCUAUUACAAUGAACUGCAAAGCACCUUCUAUCUCCCCGAGCAAGACCUCAUCUAUGGAGUCUUCACUACCAACGUAAACAGUAUAGCUGCCUCAGCAGUGUGUGCCUUCAAUCUGAGUGCCAUUACUCAGGCAUUCAAUGGCCCUUUCAGAUACCAGGAGAAUCCAAGAUCAGCGUGGCUGCCAACUAUAAACCCCACCCCUAAUUUUCAGUGCGGGACGUUGAAGGACGACAGCCCUAAUGAGAACCUAACUGAAAGGAUCCUCCAGGAUGCCCAGCGCUUGUUCCUGAUGAACGACGUGGUUCAGCCCAUGACUGUAGAUCCGUACGUGACUCAGGACAGCAUUCGGUUUUCCAAAUUGGUGGUCGAUAUUGUUCAGGGGAAGGAUACUCUCUACCACGUGAUGUAUAUUGGGACAGAGUACGGCACCAUUUUGAAGGCACUUUCUACCACUAAUCGGAGCCUGAGGAGUUGUUAUUUAGAGGAAAUGCAAAUUCUUCCCGCCGGUCAACAGGAACCAAUCAAGAGCCUCCAAAUCCUGCACAGUGACAGGUCACUGUUUGUGGGUUUAAAUAAUGGAGUGCUAAAAAUUCCUCUGGAGAGGUGUUCAAUGUACAGAACAGAAGGGGAAUGUCUGGGAGCCAGAGACCCGUACUGCGGCUGGGAUAACAAACAGAAACGCUGCACGACCAUCGAGGACAGCUCCAACAUGAGCCUGUGGACUCAGAAUAUCACCGAGUGCCCAGUGAAAAACCUGACAACAAAUGGAAGGCUGGGGCCUUGGUCCCUGUGGCAGCCGUGCGAGCAUUCGGACGGGGACAGCACCGGCUCCUGCGUGUGCAGGUCGCGGUCGUGUGACAGCCCUCGCCCUCGCUGCGGGGGUCGCGUCUGCGAAGGGGCCCGGAUUGAGGUGGCGAAUUGCUCGAGAAAUGGAGCUUGGACACCAUGGUCCUCCUGGGCCCCGUGCAGCACGUCCUGCGGGAUUGGCUUUCAGGUCCGUCAGAGGUCGUGCAGCAACCCUGCUCCGCGGCACGGGGGCCGGGUCUGCGUUGGACAGAGCAGAGAGGAGCGAUUCUGCAACGAGAAUACCCCGUGCCCUUUACCGAUAUUCUGGUCUUCCUGGGGCCCCUGGAAUAAGUGCAGCGCGAACUGUGGUGGAGGGAUCCACUCCAGGCAGAGGUCCUGCGAGAACGCCAACACCUGCCCUGGCUGCGCCGUGGAAUACAAGACCUGCAACCCAGAGAGCUGCCCAGAGGUGCGCAGGAACACGCCCUGGACCCCCUGGAUGCCGGUGAACAUCACCCAGAACGGAGCCCGCCAGGAACAGCGCUUCCGCUACACCUGCCGAGCCCAGCUGGCCGACCCCCACGAGCUGCAGUUCGGGAGGAAGAAGACGGAGAGUCGCUUCUGCCCCAAUGACGGCUCAGCAGUCUGUGACACGGACUCUCUCGUUGAAGAUCUCCUGUAGAGCGGUAAGACCUCUGCACGGAUAAUCAAUGGUGGCUGGUCUUUCUGGGGGGCCUGGUCUUCCUGUUCGAGGGACUGUGAGUUGGGCUUCAGGAUCAGGAAGAGAACGUGCACAAACCCAGAACCUAAAAACGGCGGCUUGCCCUGCGUAGGGUCUGCAAUGGAGUAUCAAGAUUGUAACCCGCACCCCUGCCCAGUGAAAGGGUCGUGGUCUUGCUGGACGCCCUGGUCACAGUGCUCAGCCACUUGUGGGGGAGGACACUACCAGCGCACCCGCACCUGCACCAACCCGGCGCCAUCCAGUGGCGAGGACAUCUGCAUCGGCCUGCACACCGAGGAGGCGCUCUGCAAUACGCACUCGUGCGAAGGCGGGUGGUCCGACUGGUCCGAGUGGAGCCUGUGCAAUGAAGAUGGGGUCCAAUAUCGCAGCCGCUACUGUGAGAUUCAUGACCCCAAGUCUUCCCAGUGUGUCGGGAACAGCACGCAAUACCAGGACUGCCUGUACAACGAAAUUCCCGUGAUCCUGCCAGCUUCGAGCAUCGACGAGAGCACGAACUGUGGAGGUUUUAGUCUCAUCCACUUGAUUGCCACUGGGGUCUCCUGCUUCUUUGGCUCUAGUCUCCUGACGUUUGUGAUCUACGUGUACUGUCAGCGCUGUCAGAGGCAGUCCCAGGAGUCGACUGUUAUCCACCCGACCACUCCCAACCAUCUCCAUUACAAAGGCAACACGACCCCCAAGAACGAGAAGUACACCCCCAUGGAGUUCAAGACGCUUAACAAGAACAAUUUAAUACCCGAUGACAGAACCAACUUCUACCCCUUGCAGCAAACCAACGUGUACACUACUACCUACUACCCCAGUACACUGAAUAAAUAUGACUACAGGCCUGAGGCCUCCCCUGGAAGGACCUUUACCAACAGCUGAUGAUGGACAGAUCAUGCAAGGACUGGAUCCAUUCCUAUAUGAAUUUUUUUUAAUUGGGUUUAUGGACCAAAUAUUGGCCCAGUCUCUAGAUGUAAAUAUUGUACAGUAGGGCCUUUUUUUUUGGGUUUACUGUAUUACUUGUAAACACCACAUCUCCUUAAGCGGGCAGAA